Molecule: messenger RNA, 3630 nt
Organism: Hordeum vulgare subsp. vulgare (domesticated barley)
Lineage: Eukaryota; Viridiplantae; Streptophyta; Magnoliopsida; Poales; Poaceae
Product: translation initiation factor IF-2, chloroplastic
Exons: 13
Coding region: 352-3243 (963 amino acids)
Biological process (GO): translational initiation
Molecular function (GO): translation initiation factor activity; GTP binding; GTPase activity
Source: RefSeq, a predicted model, not a curated record
CACUCCUGCACGCGCGCCCUCCGCUCCUUCCCACUCGCACCGCCGCCGUAUCGCCCCGCGCCGCGUCGCCGUCGUCGUUCGCCGGCUAUCCAACUCUCUCCUUCGCCCACGCUGCCGCCUCUCCACCUCUAGACCCCCUCCUUCGAGGCCUGCUCGCGUGGCUCCCCCGCCCACCGACGCACGGCCACCGUCAGUGUUCGCGUCGGCCUCGUCACGGCCAGCCAUUUCGUCUGCUCCGUGCCCUUGUGGCUAUCCGCCAACUUGCAGUAUUGCGGCGGAAAACCCUCCGGAAUUUCAUCGUAUUCGUUUAUUCCUUAAUGAGUGCGAAGCAGUGUUUUUAAGAGCAUUGUCAUGGCGUCUCCUGCUUCUGUUACCAACCUGGGGAGCAACGGAAGGCCUGGCCCACUGCCGGCAGCGGCAGUGAGGAGAGGGCACUUGGUUUCAAGGAUCAGUUUCACGGGUUUUGACGGUGUCCGGAGGUGGCCAUGUGCACCUGGAAGACUAUGUAGAUGUAUGGUCAUAACUAACUUGAUCGAUGAAAAGGGAGCUCAGUUCUCAUCAAGAGGAAGCGUGAACGUUAAAGCUGAUGAUGACAGCGAUCUUCUUUCGAAGCCCCCGCAGAGGCCAGUCCGGCUGAAUGGGCCACCAACAAGCAUGGAUAUAGCAACAACAUCAGCACCUGCCAGGAAGCCAGCAGGCGUAACAUUGCAAGACCGAGAGAAGGUCCGGGAGUCAUUGGAUGAGGUGUUGCAGAAGGCAGAGAAACUUGAGGCCUCGAGCUCCAGAAAUGUGGAUGGUGAGAACCGUGCAUUGAGACGGAAUGAUGUGGCAAAGCCUAAUAGUUCAGUGCCAGUCGUGGUGGAGGAGGGCUCGAAUUCCAAAAGGACAAAAACACUAAAGAGUGUAUGGAGAAAGGGGAACCCUGUGCCCACUGUACAUAAGGUGAUUAGAGAUCGUCCACACACUGAAACUAGGGAUCAGUCCAUAUCUGCUGCUGAACCUUCAGUGUCAUCUCCAUCAAAACUAGCACCUCACCUACAAACAAGACCUUCUGUAGCACCACCACCUCGUCGGCCUGUCAAAGCUGACACAUCAAAGGAGAAAAAAGGACCCAUCCUGAUCGACAAAUUUGCUUCCAAGAGACCAAUGGUUGAUCCAGCUGUAGCUGAGGCACUGGUAGACCCUGUCAAGCUAGUACGCGGUCCACCAGCAAAAGCGAAGGAUAACCGUCAUAAAAAAAUUAUUACACCAGCUAGUCCCCGCCGACGUAUGCCAAAUGAUGAUCGAUCAGUUGAUGACGAUGCUCCAGUGCGCAAAGGAAGGAGAUGGAGCAAGGCAAAACGUAGGGCUGCCAGGCUAGAGGCUUUAGAAGCUGAAGAGCCUGUUAGGGUUGAGAUCCUUGAAGUUGGUGAAGAAGGUAUGGAUAUUGACGAAUUAGCAUAUCAACUGGCAGUUGGCGAAUCAGAAAUUCUGCGUUUUUUAUCAGUGAGAGGAGCAAUGCUUGACAAUGUUCAGACUCUUGAUAAAGAUUUGGUUAAGAUGGUUUGCAUGGAAUAUGAAGUUGAAGUACUGGAAAGUGGUCCAGUGAGAGUGGAAGAAAUGGCAAAGAAGAAUGAGUUCCUUGAUGAUGAGGAUUUGGAUAAACUGGAAAUAAGGCCUCCCAUUGUAACUAUCAUGGGUCAUGUCGAUCAUGGGAAGACUACUCUUUUGGAUUAUAUACGCAAGAGCAAGGUGGUGGCAUCUGAAGCUGGUGGAAUAACGCAAGGAAUUGGAGCAUAUCAGGUUCUUGUGCCAGUUGAUGGAAACCCUCAGGCUUGUGUUUUUCUUGAUACUCCAGGGCAUGAGGCGUUUGGUGCAAUGAGAGCUCGAGGAGCAAAGGUAACUGAUAUCUGUAUCAUUGUUGUCUCUGCGGAUGAUGGCGUUCAGCCACAAACAAAUGAGGCAAUUGCGCAUGCAAAGGCAGCCAGAGUCCCUAUUGUAAUAGCUAUAAAUAAGGUAGACAAGGAGGGUGCUAAUCCAGAACGAGUCAUGCAAGAACUUUCCCAGAUUGGACUUAUGCCAGAGAUGUGGGGUGGUGACACCCCGAUGGUUCAGAUAAGUGCUCUUAAGGGAGAGAAUGUUGAUGAGCUAUUAGAGACCGUCAUGCUUGUUGCUGAGUUGCUAGAAUUAAAAGCGAACCCUCAUAGAAAUGCAAAGGGUACGGUUAUUGAAGCAUGUCUUGACAAGGCCAGAGGACCUCUUGCCACCCUAGUUGUACAGAAUGGAACCUUGAAUAAGGGCGAUAUUCUUGUUUGCGGUGAAGCUUUUGGAAAGAUCCGUGCAAUGUAUGAUGACCGUGGAAGUCUCGUAGACCAAGCAACGCCAUCCAACGCCGUGCAGAUUAUUGGCUUGAACAAUGUACCCCUUGCUGGUGACGAAUUUGAGUCUGUCGAUGACCUUGAUGUUGCACGCGAAAGGGCAAACGCACGUGCCGAUGCAAUGAGAAUUGAAAGGAUACAUGCGAAAGCAGGGGAAGGAAAAGUCACUCUCUCAUCCAUUGCAGCCUCCGUUUCAUCUGGGAAUCAAGCAGGGAUUGAUACGCAUGGGUUAAAUGUCAUACUUAAAGUUGAUUUUCAGGGUUCAAUUGAGGCCAUUAGGCAAGCCAUUCAAGCACUGCCUCAAGAAAAUGUCUCCUUGAGAUUCCUACUUCAAGCUCCAGGAGACGUGAGCCUCAGUGAUGUUGAUCUGGCUGUUGCUUCGGAAGGAAUUGUAUUUGGUUUUAAUGUCAAAGCUCCGGGAUCAGUUAAGAAAUAUGCUAAGCAGAAAAGUGUGGAGAUUCGAUUGUACAAAGUGAUAUAUGAUUUGAUAGAUGAUUUACGCAAUGCCAUGGAAGGGCUUCUUGACCUUGCUGAGGAGGAGGUACCACUCGGUUCAGCCAAAGUUCGAGCUGUUUUCAGUAGUGGCAGUGGAAAGGCAGCAGGUUGCAUGGUUACUACAGGGAAAGUUGUGGAAGACUGCAAUGUUCGGGUUCUUCGUAAAGGAAAAGAAGUUUAUGUGGGUACACUUGAUUCCUUGAGACGUGUGAAAGAAACUGUGAAGGAGGUUGGUGCGGGGCUAGAAUGUGGUAUUGGGGUAGAUGACUUCGAUGAUUGGGAGGAAGGUGACGUCCUUGAGGCAUUCAACACAGUGAAGAAGGCGAGAACGCUGGAGGAAGCCUCUGCCACUGUGACUGCUGCUCUCAAGGGUGCAGGCGUCCAGGUGUAGAAGUUGCAAAGCUGAUAAGCGAGUAACAACUGCAGCAGCCAUUUUUCUUUCAGCGUCGAAGCUGGAGUGCGUUGGCCACAUUCCCUAAGAAUGACACUCAGGUACUUGAAAGACAGAACUUAUAUAUGCCGCAUUACGUGCCUGCGUCGCUGCCGGGAGACUGUCUGUGCGGGACCGUAUUGUAUCCCGCCUCUCAAAGCUGCAUGUUCUACUGUAUGUUGAUGUACAUAGAGAAGAUUACAUCUGCUGUUUUUAGUUUGCCUCUAACAGGUAGAUAAAGGGGUGCGUGUGUUUCUAGUCUCCUUUUGACUUCUUGAGACAAGCUGUAACCUGCAACGUUGAGGCCGCAUCAUUUUCCAAUCAUCAUUCGUCAUCCUCUUCGUGAAA